AUGAAGGGCCACCGCCGGCGGUGGCGGUGGCGGGGCGAGCACCGCCGCUUCGCCGCGGUGCUGGUGCUGUACACGCUGCUGCUGCUGCUGCUGGUGCCCUACGCGCUGGACUACGGGGCCAGGCGGGGCCGGGCGGACGAGGAGCCGCUGCUGCGGCGCUGCCCCAGCCUGGAGGAGGCGCUGAGCGAGUGGGGCUGGGAGCAGCAGCAGCCGCCGCUGGACGAGGAGGAGGAGGAGGGCGGCGGCGGCACGGCCGGGGCGGCGGGUAACGGCAGCGCGGCGGCGGGGAAGCGGCACAUCUACCUGCACGCCACCUGGCGCACGGGCUCCUCCUUCCUGGGGGAGCUCUUCAACCAGCACCCCGACGUCUUCUACCUCUACGAGCCCAUGUGGCACCUGUGGCAGGCCCUCUACCCGGGGGACGCGCUGAGCCUGCAGGGCGCCCUCCGCGACAUGCUGCGCGCCCUCUUCCGAUGCGACUUCUCCGUCCUGCGCCUCUACGCCGCCCCGCCCGGCCCCCGCGACCCGCUGGCCCCCGCCCCGCCCGCCGCCGCCAACCUCACCACGGCCGGCAUCUUCGGCUGGCGGACCAACAAGGUCAUCUGCUCGCCGCCGCUCUGCCCCGCCGCCCCGCGGCCCCGCCGCGAGAUCGGCCUCGUCGACGGCGCCGCCUGCGAGGAGACGUGCCCGCCGCGGGCGCUGCGGGAGCUGGAGGCCGAGUGCCGCAAGUACCCGGUGGUGGUCAUCAAGGACGUGCGGCUGCUGGAGCUGGGCGCCCUGCUGCCGCUGCUGCGGGAGCCCGGCCUCAACCUGCGGGUGGUGCAGCUCUUCCGCGACCCCCGCGCCGUCCACAACUCCCGCCUGAAGGCCAGGCAGGCGCUGCUGCGGGAGAGCAUCCAGGUGCUGCGCAGCCGCCACCGCGCCGAGCCGCGGGGGCCGCCCCGCCACCAGCAGCAGCCGCUCCUGCUGCCGCCCGGCCUGCUGGGCGGCGGGCGCGGGCCGCAGCCGCAGCACCGCGCCGAGUUCUUCCUCGGCGGCGCCCUGGAGGUGAUCUGCCAGGCCUGGCUCCGCGACCUCCUCCUGGCCCGCCGCGCCCCGGCCUGGCUGCGCCGCCGCUACACGCAGCUGCGCUACGAGGACCUGGUGCGGGAGCCCCGCGCCCAGCUGCGUCGCCUGCUGCGCUUCGCCGGGCUGCCGGUGCCGCCCGCCCUGGAGGCCUUCGUGCUCAACAUGACCCGCGGCGCCGCCUACUCGUCCGACCGGCCCUUCCUCAUCUCCGCCCGCGACGCGCGGGAGGCCAUCCACGCCUGGCGGGAGCGCCUCAGCCGCCAGCAGGUGCGGCAGGUGGAGGCCGCCUGCGGCGAGGCCAUGAGCCUCCUCGCCUACCCCCUCAGCGGCGGCGACGCCCGGUAG
Molecule: messenger RNA, 1413 nt
Organism: Gavia stellata (red-throated loon)
Lineage: Eukaryota; Metazoa; Chordata; Aves; Gaviiformes; Gaviidae
Gene: CHST7
Product: carbohydrate sulfotransferase 7
Exons: 1
Coding region: 1-1413 (470 amino acids)
Biological process (GO): carbohydrate metabolic process; N-acetylglucosamine metabolic process
Cellular component (GO): Golgi membrane
Molecular function (GO): N-acetylglucosamine 6-O-sulfotransferase activity; chondroitin 6-sulfotransferase activity
Source: RefSeq, a predicted model, not a curated record